This is a messenger RNA of Rotaria sp. Silwood1, 3639 nucleotides long. The record is from the annotation of a GenBank genome assembly. Lineage: Eukaryota; Metazoa; Rotifera; Eurotatoria; Philodinida; Philodinidae.
AUGGAUCUUGCUGUCGCUAAUUAUGGCACAAACAACAUCGGUAUACUACUUGGGACUGGUAACAAUACUUUUGCCAAUCCAAUCACAUUUUCCACUGGUCCUAAUUCACAUCCAUAUUCGCUUGUUGUUGGUCAUUUAAACGACGACGUCAUGCUAGAUAUCGCCGUCACCAACUAUGGAAAUAACAGUGUGGGUGUACUUCUGGGUCACGGCAACGGAACUUUUAUGCCACAAACAAUAUAUUCACUCGGUGCUGCUUCUCCUUAUUCUGUUAGCAUCGGUGACUUCAACAAGGACAACCUAAUGGAUUUAGUCGUCACCAACAAAGGCAUUGACAAUAUAGUUAUACUUUUCGGUAAUGGAAACGGCUCUUUUGCAAGUGUAGCAUCGUAUUCAACCGGAUCUUCUUCUUCAAUCUUCGUUGCUAUAGGUGAUUUAAACACAGACAAUCAUUUAGACAUUGUCGUCGUCAACAAUGACACAGACAGCAUAGAUAUUCUGUUUGGUUCUGACGAAGUCUCUUUUGAAAAUCAAAGGACAUAUUCAACUGGCCCUAAUCCAUUCUAUGUAGCUGUUGGUGACUUGAAUAAUGAUACCAGAUUGGAUAUCAUCAUUGCUAAUUGGCAAGGCAAUAGUGUAAGUGUACUUCUCGGAUAUGGAGAUGGCUCGUUUGCAGAUCAAACUACAUAUGCAACUGGCUCUUCACCACUGUCUAUAGCUGUUGGUGAUUUCAACAACGAUAUCCAAUUGGACAUUGUUGUUGCCAAUUCGGCUGACAACUCUGUUAGCGUACUUCUCGGAUAUGGCAACGGCUCUUUUGCAAAACAAACAACACAUUCAACUCGUACUUCUCCACGUUCUGUAGCUGUUGGUGAUUUUAACAAUGACACCCGAUUGGAUAUUGUCGUUGCUAAUGAGGAUAAUGACACUAUAAGUGUGUUUUUUGGCUAUGGCAAUGGCUCUUUUUCAGAACAAAUCACAUAUUCAACUGGCUAUGUUCCACUCUGCGUAGCUGUUGGUGAUUUUAAUAACGAUACUCGAUUGGAUAUCGUCGUUGCUAAUCAGUAUGGCAAUAGUGUAAGUGUACUUCUCGGAUAUGGCAACGGCUCUUUUUCAACACAAACGACAUAUUCAACUGGUUCUCAACCAUUUUCCGUAGCACUUGGUGAUUUUAACAAUGACACCAGAUUGGAUAUUGUCGUUGCUAAUUCGUUUAGCCAUACUGUGAGUAUACUUCUCGGAUAUGGUAAUGGUUCUUUCGUAGAUCAAACGACAUAUUCAACUGGUUCUUCUCCACAUUUUGUAGCUGUUGGCGAUUUCAAUAACGACACCCGAUUGGAUAUCGUUGUUGCUAGUUGGAAUGAUCAUAGUAUUCGUAUCUUUCUUGGAUAUGGCAAUGGGUCUUUUGGACAUCAAAGGACGUAUUCAACUGGCUAUUUACCAGAAUGUGUAGCUGUUGGUGAUUUUAACAACGACACGCGCUUGGAUAUCGUCGUUGCUAAUUCAGCAACCGACGAUGUUAGUAUUCUACUUCGUUAUGACAGAGGAGCUCUGGCAAACGAAAUUACAUUUGCAUCUGCCGAUGGUUCUCUUUUGCGAAGUAUGACUGUUUUUGAUUUCAAUAACGAUACCCUACUUGAUGUUGUCAUUGCGAAUUAUGGAACAAAUAGCAUAGGUCUCGUUCUUGGUAAAGGUAAUGGUACUUUUGAAAAUCAAAUUCAGCUCUCAACAGGCUUUAAUUCUCAUCCUUUCUCGGUCGCCAUUGGUGAUUUUAAUAAAGAUGGUCAAGCGGAUAUUGCAGUGGCUAACCGUGGUACUAAAAAUGUUGCAUUAUUUCUGGGAAACGGAAACGGAGCGUUUGUAGAUCAAGGUGGUUAUGGAAAUGCUUUUGAUUUUGCUCCAUUAUUCAUUGCUGCUGGUGAUUUCAAUAAUGACGGGCGUUCAGAAAUUGUUGUCGCACAUGAGGACAUUGAUAAUGUACAUGUACUUGUUGCAUAUGAUACUGGCUUUUUUGUAAGACAAGCAACAUAUUCAGCUGGCGCUUCACCACAAUCUGUAGCUGUUGGUGAUUUUAACAACGACACCCGAAUGGAUAUUGUCAUUGCUAAUUGGAAUGGACACAGUAUAAGUGUAUUUAUUGGAUAUGGUAAUGGUUCUUUUGCAGAUCAAACUACCUAUUCAACUGGCUCUUAUCCACACUCCGUAGCUGUUGGUGACUUUAACAACGAUACGCGACUGGACAUCGUCGUUGCUAAUUGGCAAGACAAUAGUAUAAGUGUAUUUAUCGGAUACGGCAAUGGGUCUUUUGCAGAUCAAAGGACUUACUUAGCUGGCUCUGCUCCACACUCGCUUGCUGUUGGUGACUUUAACAACGAUACUCAGUUGGAUAUUGUUGUUUCUAAUUCGAAUGACAACACUCUUAGUAUACUUCUUGGAUAUGGUAAUGGGUCAUUUGCACAUCAAAGGAUAUAUUCAACUGGCCUUACGCCACACUCUGUAGCUGUUGGUGACUUUAACAAGGACACUCGAUUAGAUAUCGUCGUUACUAAUUGGAAAGGCGACAGUGUAAGUAUACUAAUUGGACAUGGCAAUGGCUCUUUUGUAGAUCAAACAAAAUAUUCAACUGGAUUAUAUCCAAAUUAUGUAGCUGUUGGUGAUUUUAACAAUGAUACUCGAGUGGAUAUCGUCGUUGCUAAUCAAUAUGGCAAUAAUGUAAGUGUACUUCUCGGAUAUGGCAACGGCUCGUUUGCAAAACAAAUGACAUAUUCAACUGGCAUUCAGCCAUUCUCCAUAGCUUUGGGUGAUCUUAACAAUGAUAACCGAUUGGAUAUCGUUGUUUCUAAUGUGGGUGACGACACUGUUAGUGUACUUCUAGGAUAUGGCACUGGUUCUUUUGCAAAAGAAACAACAUAUUCAACUGGCGCUGCACCACAAUUUGUAGUUGUUGGUGACUUUAACAACGACACUCGAUUAGAUAUUGUCGUUGCUAAUUCGGAUGUUGACACUAUAAGUGUGUUUCUUGGACAUCUCAAUCUAGCUUUUGAACAACCAAGGACACUCAUAACUGGCAAUGGAUCUCGACCGAAAUCGUUUGCUAUUGGAGAUUUCAAUAAUGACAGUCAAAUAGACAUUGUAGUCGCGAAUUCUGGCACUAACAGCGUAGGUAUUUUUUUCGGACAUGGUAAUUUUUCUUUUACAAAUGAAACGACAUUUUUAACUGGCUCUACUCCAAUGUCCGUUGCAGUUGGUGAUUUCAACAAAGAUACCAUACUUGAUAUCGUGGUCACUAAUCAUGGCGACGAUAAUGUUGGAAUAUUUCUUGGAUUUGGUAAUGGCUCAUUUUUGAAACAAAGAACGUUCACAACUGGUUCUAGUUCUCAACCUUAUGCAGUCACUAUUGGCGAUUUCAACAACGACAAUUUACUAGACAUUAUCGUUGCCAAUUAUGGCAUAAAUAAUGUGGGCGUAUUACUUGGCUAUGGCAAUGGGUCAUUCGCAGAUGUAAAGUUUUUUUCGACAGGUUAUGGAUCUCUUCCUUUCUCAGUUUCCAUUGGUGAUUUUAACAAUGAUGAAAAGUUGGAUUUUGCAGCUGCCAACGAAGGUACUGACAAUUUAAAAAUUUUCUUACAGACUUGUUAA